Molecule: messenger RNA, 1878 nt
Organism: Cladophialophora carrionii CBS 160.54
Lineage: Eukaryota; Fungi; Ascomycota; Eurotiomycetes; Chaetothyriales; Herpotrichiellaceae
Exons: 3
Coding region: 1-1878 (625 amino acids)
Source: RefSeq, a predicted model, not a curated record
AUGGCUGAGCCAGGCAGCGUCGCCCCUAUCAACCGCGUUGCCGCAGAUGGCUUUAAACUCUCCCUGCUUCUCAACGCUGUCAGCUCCGACGUCGCAAAUGCAGGGCUCGAGGUCCAAGCCAUCUCCAAGGGCGUUACCUUGUUCUCGAUGAUGCUAAAACACACCAGCCAAGUUCUGCAGGCCGUGGACUCGGUCCAUUCUCAAGAAGCGGUCGAGACAGCUCAGUCCAUAGCGGAUGAGGGCACAAGAGCAUUCGACGAAAUCAAUGAGAUGUUGGAACGGGUGCGCACGGCGCAACGUACGGACGACGCAAGUUCUUCCCCAGUUCAACAAAGGUUCAAACGCACAUUCAAGAAACAUCGAGUCACAUACCUGCUUGCACAGAUCGAGAGUCUGCAAUUAAGUCUGUCGGUGAUGCUGCAGAUCCUCCAGCUGGGGAGAUUGAUGGCGUCCACAUCCCGAAGCGACCCGGAAGAAGUAGUCGCCGUGAAGAAAGAAGCUAUCAAUCAGGAACGUGCUGUGGCCCAAAAUGCAGUCAUUGUUCGAUAUUGGCAGAUGAGCAACAUGGACACUCUGUUUGAGGCUUCGCAGAGGGAGGAGGAGGAGGAUAGGCGCGCGAGUCUCAAUAGUUUGAACUUGGACGAGAUGCCGUCGCCCCAGCAAGCGGAUGGCUCUGCCUUCGAUCAUGCCACUUCGAAUGCUUUGGUCAGGCUCCCGGUAUUUUCUUUGGGUGAAUUGGACCACACUCUCCAUCAGAUCAAACACUCUCCACGGGACAUGGUGCAAGUCUCGAAUCAAGCAAUUGAUCCGCUACUGGAAAGGUGGACGAUCUGGCGCGAGGUCCGGGAAAGGAGGCAUAACCGGCACUCAGGUGGGAAGUAUGUGCCCUCGGUCGACAACCUCACCGAAGAUGAAGAUGACAUGGCAUUCUUUGAUAGAUUCGGAGGAAGGGAAGAUGGCGCUCGUGGGUAUUAUCUAGAGGGGACCACCACCGACUGGAGAAAGCCCAACUCUUCUUCUGCACGGCAUGAGGCGUUCAAACGGCGGAAGCAGUAUUCUGGUUAUCAGCCAAGUGUAAGUGCGGCGAGCAGCGACGUGGAAGACUCCCCAGGAGGCAGCACUAGCUCGAAAAAAAGAUCUUCAAGACGACAUGUCAUUGACUCCGGAUCCGAGUCAUCUCCCUCUGAGCAGGAAAUCGCUCAGCCGAAGCCGCGGCGACGGAGUAGUGGCAGCCGCACGGGGGAGCGAAAGGUGCAAGCACCCGAUGGCAGUGCUGCCGCAGCGCAAAAUCCGACGAUACCAGCAAUUCAACCACCAGCAUGGGUGGCAGGAAACAAUGGUGGCUCUACUAACCGUCCCCCAUCUACUCAGCCGUCCGUGGCAUCAGGUCAGUCCACCGCAUCAAGACUGUCCUCUCCAGCAUAUCAUCCACCUGGACAUAGACCUUGGGCAUCACCGGAGCAGAACAUGGCACAUCACAGCAUUUCCUCGCCUUUGCUACCAGCUCCGACAUUCAACGGUCCAAACAUAUACGGUCAUUCUCCGACGGUGGGCUUUCCCCGCCAUACUGGGCCUCUACAGCCUCAGCAGCCUCAACAGCUCUCCCCGUACCCUUCCUCCUCUGCAAGCUCACGGUAUAUGACUCAGCCGACCACACGAAUGGGCUUACCACCUCGACCAGGCUCACAGGAUGGUAAGGCCGCAAGGUCACCGUCGCGGAUGUCGCAGCAGAGCAUGCCAACACGUGCGCACGACGAGAAAAGACACUCGAGGGAGAAAUCGAGCCGACAAAACUUCAAAGAAAGUGCUACCAAAGGUCUGCUUGGAGCCGGAGCGAUCGCUGGGUUCCUGGAAGCUUUAGAGGGAUUCAGUCUAUGA